AUGGAGGUUCUGCGAGCUGAGGUGGAGUCUGUUCUGAAGGAAAUUUUUGUAGAAGAACGAGCUGCGAAUAGCCAUAAUGCUGUUCAGUCUGAAGCGAUAGAUGUCAUGGAAAACUUUGUGUUGGGGAGUGGAAAGCGAUUGCGACCACUGGGCUUACUCUCGUUUUAUAUUGGAGGUGGCGGGCAACUCACAGACCCCGAAACCAAAACAAAAAUAUUAAGACUUGCUGCAGCGAUGGAAUUAAUGCACGACUCGACCUUAGCCGUGGAUGAUGUGAUGGAUGAAGACGAGUAUCGACGUAACCAGAAAACAGUUGUGAAAGAUUUACUUGACCGAUACGUCUCAAGACGUCCAGACCAAAUAACAGGGAAGUUUCUUUUCACAAGCACUGCUACUAAUUUUGCUUCUUCAGUGUCUGUCCUCAUCGGUAAUCUACUCUACUGUAUGUCAAUGAAACUAUGCUUUGGAUUUCCAAAAUACGUCAUAGACGAGGUCGUCGAUCUCUUUGUUGGACUCAAUUAUGGCCAAAUUCUCGACAUGAGCAAAUUGGAGACCUACGAUGAGUACAUCCUCAACGUCAAAUUUAAGACGGCAAUCUUCUUUAAGGCAAUUGCGUCUAUCGGACUCUAUUUGGCAGGAAGAAGUGAGGAGGACAUUAAAGUAGCUCAGUCUUGGGGCGAUCACUUUGGCAUUGCCUUCCAAAUGCGAGACGAUUUGAUCGAUAUCGACGCUAACAGUAAAAUGAGGAAACUCGGGAGCGAUAUUAAAGAAGGAAAGCGAACAGCAGUAGUGUGGACUGCUCUUCAAGAUGGCGUUCUUAAUGCUGAAGAGAAGACUUUUACAGAAGAAAUGUUGGCAAAGCACGAGAAGGCCUUCGACGAUAAAGAAAUGGCCGACAAGUUCUUGGAAAUACUCAGAGGAAAACCGGCUGAAGUGAUGAGAAAGGAGAUUUCGCAACACCACAACGACGCAAUUGAAGACCUCAAAAGACUCAACUUGACUCAACCAUCCUUCGAUUUCUUGAAGAAGCUCACUGACAUCCUUCUUAAUUGA
Entamoeba invadens IP1 is the source of this 1053-nucleotide messenger RNA. RefSeq names its product geranylgeranyl pyrophosphate synthetase, putative. The coding region runs from base 1 to 1053 and encodes 350 amino acids. The transcript has a single exon. NCBI's taxonomy places the organism in Eukaryota, Evosea, Mastigamoebida, Endamoebidae. Gene Ontology annotation, biological process: isoprenoid biosynthetic process. The record is from RefSeq and is a predicted model, not a curated record. Gene Ontology annotation, molecular function: prenyltransferase activity.